AUGGCAGAACAACAUACAACUGGUUUUGGCAAAUAUAUGUCAUUCAUUACAAACCGUUUACUUGAAAAUACCGUAUGGACAUUUGCUGAAUUAGGUAUUGCUGAUCUUUUUGCAGCUGUUGAUAAACCACAGACAGCUGAAGAAUUAGCAAAAAAACAAGGAUGGAACAGUGAAUAUCUUUAUCGACUCUUACGAACAGUAACUGAUGCUGAUAUUGUACGUGAAAUAAAAUCUGAUCAAACAAUCGAACCAGAAAAAACAAAUCGUUUCGAAUUAACUGAACAUGGCCGUCUUUUAACAUCGGAUCAUCCAAGUAAAACUCGAUAUUUACUUUGCUGGGAAUUAAGUCCACUCGUUAAAACAGCUUCAAAUUAUUUACCUAAUUUAAUACGUGAUGGUCCUAGUAAGGGUACUGGAGUUCAAUAUGUCAUUGGUAAUCAAUCGACUUUUGAUUUUUUUCAAAAAAAAGAAAAUAAGAAAAUUGCUAGUGAUUUUAAUGAAGCUAUGACAUGUAUCUCAAAAAAUUACAGUCAACCACUUAUUAAUACUAUUGACUUUGGUCGAUUCAAUAAAAUUGUUGAUAUUGGUGGUAGUUUAGGUUUACUUUUAUCUCAAAUACUUAAAAAAUAUACAACAAUUCAACAAGGUAUUUGCUUUGAUUUACCUAGUGUUAUUCAACAAGCAAAACUUGUAAAUGAAUUUGACAAACAGAAUAUAUCAAAAGAUCGAUAUCAAUUCAUCAGUGGAGAUAUGUUUGAUGCAACGACAAUUCCACAAGCUAAUGCUUAUAUUAUGAAAAAUAUCAUUCACGAUUGGAAUGAUCAGCGAGCAAUUGAUAUUUUUAAAGCUAUUCGAAAAGCAGCUAAGGAACAACAAGUGACAUUAUUUCUUAUUGAAUUUGUUAUAUUACCAGAAAAUGAACAAAAUAAACGUAUUAAUAAUAUUGCACAUAGUAUCGAUAUGCAUAUGAUGGUAAUGUUAGGUGCAAAAGAACGUACACAAUACCAAUAUGAAUAUCUUUUAAAACAAGUUUCUAAUCAUGAUUUAUUAUAUUCACAAGAACCAACAGUCAAUACAAUUAAAAUUCAUAUUAAUCCUUUUUUCAAACCUCGUUCAUCACAUCAUACUAGUGAAUCUUCAACUGAAAUCGAACAACCACAACAUAAUUUAUCUGUAUCUUCACAAAGUCAAAGUCGCUCAUUAUCCUCUAAUCGACAAGUAAUAACAUCUACUAAUAAAGAAUCAAAAACAGUCAUUCAAAAAAAACAAUUAAAAUCAAAACAUCGUCGUGCAUCAAUCGAUAGAUCGGAAAAGAAAAAAGACAAAUUAAAACGUUUAUAUAAAGAAUAUUCUGAUGAAAAUUUAUGUGAACAUUGGAAACCAUUACGAACUCAACAAUGUUCUGAACUAUAUAUACCCGUUUCAUCUCAAUGGCAACCAGAUGGACAUCUUUAUCCAAUACAAAUUGCUCAGUAUGGUUUAAGUCAUUGGAGUCGAUUAGAACUCAAUUCAAAAAAUCAACAAAAUAAAAUAUAUAAAUUCGAACGAAUACAGCCAAAAGAAAAUAAUCAUUGUUCAUCAUGGCAUACAAUAAAAGAUGAAAUAUUUCUUUCAAAUACAUAUAUUCAUUUUACAAUUUCAUCAAAUUCUUCAUUACAUUUUCAUUUUUUCAAUAAUAAUAUUGAACUUAUUUAUUUGACAAAAACAAUACACGAUUUAGAAACUUUAACAAAGAGAAUUAUUCCACUUAAGGGUUCUCCUCGUCAAGUCAAUCGAUAUAUGCUAAUUGACAUAGAAAAACUCAUGAGAAAAACACUUGUUUUCAGACGUGAUUUCAUCAAAAUUCAAAUUUGUGGUGAUACACAAUCUGGUGUUGAUCAAUUAAUUAUUGGUAAUCAAACUUUGUAUGAUCAACAAGCUUUUUAUUCAGCAACACGAUGGUUAUUAAAUAAUCAAGAUUUACAAACAGGUUGUUGGUUUAUUCAUGUUCAACGAAAUUAUGGUCAUCAUACUCACUAUCAUUUACGAAAUCCGUGGUGUUCAGCAAUGGCACAAGGUCAAGCUGCAUCAUUACUCGUUCGUCUCUAUUCACUAACAAAUAAUAAGGAACAUUUAUUAGCUAUUCAAUAUCCAUUAGAAUCAGCAACUAAAGGUCUUUUUGUUCUUAAUGGAUGUCUUUAUGCUUUAAUUGGUAUCAUCGAUGCUAAUACAAUUGAUUAUCAACCAUAUUUAUCUGAAUUAAUAAAUCAAAUAAUUAUUUCAUUACAACAUAUGCUUCCAUAUUAUAUUCAUCCAAAUAUUUCGAAUUGGUCUCUUUAUGAUUUAAGUCAUAUAACAAUGAAAUCAAAAAUAAAUUCAGCUUCUUAUUCAUAUCAUCUUGUACAUAUAACUUUACUUCAAUGUUUACGACAGAUAUUUAAGAAGACAAAUGAUUCUAUAUCUCAACUAUUUGAUUUCUAUGUACAACGAUUUACAUCAGCUAUUUUGUAA
This is a messenger RNA of Adineta steineri, 2490 nucleotides long. Lineage: Eukaryota; Metazoa; Rotifera; Eurotatoria; Adinetida; Adinetidae. The record is from the annotation of a GenBank genome assembly.